AUGCGAGUCAAUAGGUUUUUUCUGAUAGGCAGAAAGGAAGGUAACGCCCGUAACGUGCGGAGCCAGCGCUCGAAACACGUAUACGCAGUAGAGGCUAUCCAUGGCGACUUAAAGUCCGCCGUUAGAGAUAUUAUCCGUAAACCACCGGAAAAGGAUGCGUACGACGUUCUGAAGGCUGCAAUCCUUCCGUUCUACACCCCCUCUAACGAGAAGAGAUUGCGCCAGUUGCUGGCUCGUCACCCGAUCGAUGACACGAUGCUAAGCAAGCAUCUGGCGCGUCUACGCUCGCUAGCCGGCCCAGCAAACGCCCAUUGUCAGAGAGCUGUGACUCGAGUCGUUGCCACGUCACGUCCAACCGACAGUAACGGCUCUGCUGGAAGACUCCUCAAUUGA
Echinostoma caproni is the source of this 393-nucleotide messenger RNA. NCBI's taxonomy places the organism in Eukaryota, Metazoa, Platyhelminthes, Trematoda, Plagiorchiida, Echinostomatidae. The record is from the annotation of a GenBank genome assembly.